AUGUCACUGCUUCUCCUUCAGCUGUUAGUGCUCUCAUGUCUUGGAGCCACAGAGCCACAGGGAGAUUCACCGCAAAGAAAAAGCAGAAGGCCAUUUCAGCACCUUUUCUAUCUGGACAAAAAUCUGCUUGGAAGUCAGAGUUUUCAUGAGCUGGUAGGGGAAAACCCGGUAGGUGUUGAGGAAACCCUGGGAGAACCAAGCUUUUUUGUAGCAAUUCCUCAGACGGCAUCUGAAAGUGAGAAGCAAGAGGAGAAAAAAAUGUCCAGAUUCAUCCUUCCCAAUGCAGAACUCCAUGCAGACCAAGACCUGAGAACCUGGGCAGCACCCAGAGAGAUCUCUCCUGUGGAAAACUUCUCUCCAUCCCACUAUUCCAGCAAGAGGGAGGCUGAACCUCCCUAUAGAAAAGAUGCCAAGAAAUUUUGGGACCACUUCAUGUUAAAGAAAAAUUCUGCAUCUGAAGAGGUUGUCCUGCCAAUCAAGACCAAUGAAAUGCACCAAGAAAACUGCAGAACCCUGCCUUUUUCCCAGGUUGUUAGUCAUGAGAGCUGUGAGAAGGUGAUGGUACAGAAUAAUCUGUGUUUUGGAAAAUGUAGUUCCUUUCAUGUUCCUGGUCCAGAAGAUCAUCUUUAUACCUUUUGUUCUCACUGCUUGCCCAGCAAGUUCUCCAUGAAGCGCCUGGAUCUCAACUGCACCAGUUCUGUCCUAGUGGUCAAAGAAGUCAUGAUUGUAGAAGAGUGUAAAUGUGAGACUCCGAAGAUUAAAGACCCUGCGAUUGGAUCUCUACUGUCAGACUUGCAUGCAAAUGUACAUGAGCACAAUUAA
This is a messenger RNA of Harpia harpyja (harpy eagle), 822 nucleotides long. RefSeq names its product cerberus 1, DAN family BMP antagonist (gene CER1). Lineage: Eukaryota; Metazoa; Chordata; Aves; Accipitriformes; Accipitridae. Gene Ontology annotation, molecular function: morphogen activity. The record is from RefSeq and is a predicted model, not a curated record. The transcript is spliced from 2 exons. Gene Ontology annotation, biological process: determination of heart left/right asymmetry; signal transduction involved in regulation of gene expression. Bases 1 to 822 code for a protein of 273 amino acids.